GGGUGAGGAGUCAAUGGGGAAAUGACUCAGAGAUGUUUAGCCUUUGUGGCCUGCCCUUUGGUUUAUGACGGCCACCUCAGCAACACUGACCUUUGCCCUCAGGUGAUGUCCCGUCAUAUGAGUGAAGGCACCAGGCCCUCUCACAAAGCUAGUGGCUUACAGACCAGUGCUAGCUUCUAGAACCAUGGGGACCAGCCUGCGCAGUCAGUCCUUUCGAGAACCCCGGCCCUGCUAUGGGAGGCUCCAUGAGUCCCACGGGAGAUCUCUGGAGGGCCGACUCCGCCGGGCACUGAGCCUCAGACAGGGCCGUGAAAAGUCCAGGUCCCAGGGCCCCAGUGGCACGGAAGGGCUGGAAGUCUCUGUCCAGGAGCGGCUGCCAGGGACCCUAGGAGACACAGAACAGCUGAUCCAAACCCAGAGAGGAGGGAGUCGACGGUGGCUGAGACAAUACCAACAGGUGAAAAGAAGGUGGAAGAGCUUUGUUGCCAGCUUUCCCAGUGUGACCCUGAGUCAACCAGCCUCCCCAGAGGCCUUGUUGGACACCAACAGCUAGAGCUGCUGUGACUGCCCCUCACUCCAUCGGCUGCACUCCUGUGUCUCCUUGUCUGCCUCUACAUGGCUUUCCUGGACUCUGAACUGCUCCAGCCUUCGAACUUUGUCUUAUGACCCAAGGAAGCCUCUGUCACCAGAUCAUCAAGGUCCCAUGUGGCUGCCCUUCUUGGUUCUGGCACCUAUCUCUUAGCCAAGACCUCUGUAGGCCUGAGGAGAAGAUGCUUGGCUCUCUGCCUUUUGGGUUUAAUGACCCCUGGGUUUAUGAAGACCUUGAGGAUCUAAACUGGAAUGAGAGCAGCAACUUUGACCCCCUGGCCCCACACAGACCAGCCACCCACUUCCAGGUCGGGGUUCAGUGAAGCCAAAGAAAGGCUGAGAACUUCGUGAAUAUCACCUGGUCUAGGACCAAGCUCCACCUGCCUUUCUGGGCAGCUGCUAGUGACUGGCCAAGACUUGGGCCUCCCUCAUAGACUGUGAGCCUUCAAAGGCUAGGACCACGUCUGGACUGUCCUCAGUGUGGGUGCUGUAUGCCUGGGAAGCCCAAACAUGCAUCUCGAUGCCUUUGGACUUCAUGAUAUCCCGAUGAAGGAAGCAGGGAAAUCUUCACUCCCUGUGGGGCAGAGGGAAACUGAGGCCAGAAGUGGAGAAGAGACCUUCCUCCUACACCACACACACACACACACUGCCUAACACUGGGAUUGAAACAUUAAUAAAGCCACUGAGC
Molecule: messenger RNA, 1276 nt
Organism: Rattus rattus (black rat)
Lineage: Eukaryota; Metazoa; Chordata; Mammalia; Rodentia; Muridae
Gene: C2H11orf86
Product: chromosome 2 C11orf86 homolog
Exons: 2
Coding region: 185-553 (122 amino acids)
Source: RefSeq, a predicted model, not a curated record